AGAGACAGAGAUUUCGAGAAUUUUCCAAAAAUUUAAUAUACUUAAAAGCUAGUUGGACAAUAAUGCAAAAGAGGGUUAGUAUGAUUGGGACCGUAUGAAAGAAGGAUCGUUUCAAUUGAUGUCUCUAAGGACAUGUUUGGACUAAUCCUCACUGACAGUCAAAAGAUAAUCAUAUCUGCAUAUGCAUAUCCCAAAAUCCGAAUAUUCGUCCUUUAAAAAAAAUUUAAAUUUUAUGCAUAAUAAAAAAAAAUAUAGCCAUGGAUUUGAUUCAAAUGAUACCCAUUUGAAGGAUUCUUCCGUGCAUAUGGUUGUCUCUCUGCAUAAAGCCUGCUCUAGUUUCAUCAGCAAAUGAAAAGAUGUCUUCGAAAAAAGUGCGGGGAAGUGCAGGAGAGAAAACUUUGUCACCUGAAGAGCAGGAAGCUAAGAUCAAUGAAAUUAGGAAGCUAAUAGGUCCUGCCACCAGUAAGGUUCCAGUCCCAUGUUCAGAUGAUAUUAUAUCAAGGUAUCUGAGAGCAAGGAACUGGAAUACAAAGAAGGCAACCAAGAUGCUGAAAGAUACCGUAAAAUGGAGGAUGGAACACAAGCCAGAGAAGAUCCGAUGGGAAGAUAUCGCUCAGGAAGCUGAGACAGGAAAAAUUUACAGGGCUAAUUACCAUGACAAGCAGGGAAGGACUGUUCUUGUUAUGAGACCUGGUUUCCAGAAUACAAAUUCAACAAAAGGGCAGAUCAAGUACUUGGUUUACUGUAUCGAGAAUGCCUUAAUGAAUUUAAAUCCAGAUCAGGAGGAGAUGGUGUGGCUAAUAGAUUUUCAGGGAUGGACCAUGUCAAGCAUAUCAAUGAGGGUAACCCGAGAAACAGCUAAUAUAUUGCAGGAUCAUUAUCCGGACAGAUUGGGCCUUGCAAUCCUUUAUAAUCCACCAAAAAUAUUUGAGUCAUUUUGGACGAUGGUGAGACCCUUCCUUGAGACCAAGACAUACCAAAAAGUGAAGUUCGUCUACUCCAACGAUGCUGUAAGCCAGAAGAAAAUGGAAGAGCUCUUUGACAUGGACACAUUAGAAUCUUCAUUUGGUGGAAGAAACUCAACCGGGUUCAACUACGAGACAUAUGCAAAACAGAUGAUGGAGGAUGACAAGAAGAUGGACAAUUUCAUCAAUUCUGGGUGCUCAUCCCUACACUUCCAACCAUCUUUCAUGGCCUCUGAGGCCUCUGAUGGAGGCGGCAUUGCAUCCAGCCACGAAAACCCACCAGUUAGCUGCAAAGAUGUUCCCAAAAUUGAAGCAGACAUGCCCAAAGAGAUGCAGAAAGGGUGAGUUUCUGGGGAAUGAUAAGUCUUGUUUCAGAUUGAAUCGCAUUAUAGUAGCAUGAACACAACAUUUUGUUCAAAAGUUUGUCUUCUAGAUUGAAGGUGGACUUGGCUGUCAUUUGUUAACAUUUAUACACGAUUGUAUCAAUAUAUAUACUGUUCUUUUAA
Molecule: messenger RNA, 1471 nt
Organism: Vitis vinifera (wine grape)
Lineage: Eukaryota; Viridiplantae; Streptophyta; Magnoliopsida; Vitales; Vitaceae
Exons: 6
Coding region: 357-1310 (317 amino acids)
Molecular function (GO): phosphatidylinositol transfer activity
Source: RefSeq, a predicted model, not a curated record